AGAACAGGGCAAACAGGGCGCCUGGUUUGCUGUUCCCAGCUGGUUAAGAGGCCUACGUUGCCUCCCAGGGGCCGCUGCUGACGGCCAGCUGGAGUAGCCCCGGCCACUCACUCUCCGUCAGCUCUGGCGCUGCCUGGUGUUUGUUUCUCCUCCUGCUGCUUUGGCCACACAGCCUCUCCUGCCCUGCCAGACUGAAAGCCGUGACACCGGGACACGCUUGUCUGAGUCACUGCUGUGUCCCCUGUCCUGAGUAAACAGCCCCUCAAUCCAGGAGCGCCAGAUCCUGCUUCGAGGCAGGGCUCGAUCCUUGGAUCCCCUCAGGCACAGAGACCAUGACCUAGGCAGCAGUGGGGGAGCACGCCCCUCACAGUUCUGUGCACACAAUAGGUUCUCGGAGGGGGUGUGGGCAGGGAAAUCAGCCAGCCCCUGACAGGAGGCCCCCCAGAUGCACAGGCAUGCACACGCCCCCAGAUGUACACACAGGGAUCCUGACAGUGGCAUGGAGUGUUCCAGAAUACCUCAUGACUCCACGCCUGUGUCCCUGGUGCCCGUGGUCCUCUGGAGCUGGCCGGCCCAGUGACCGUGGUCUCCCAUCAAGGCCUUAUCUCCUGGGUCCAGGCCCCAUCGGCAGAUGUGUGCGCGGCCCCACGUGGCCUCCUGGAGCAGUCGAUAAGGUAGGAGAGGAAGUGAGAACAGGAAACGGGGACAAUGUUCCAUCAGGGUUGAGCCCCGCUGCCCAGCGCGGCCACCUGCUCACCAAGCACCCCGAACCGAUGCUCCCCUCCUGCUGCUCCCCUCCUGCUCCUCUCCCCGCUCCCCUGCCGGGCGUCCUGGGCCUCUGCCCAGCUGAUCGCAUCACACUGUGUCCAGAUCUGCUCUGCGGGCCCCUGAGUAGGCCGAGGCGUGUGGUCCCAAGUGGGGUGUGGAGCUCUGGAAGUCAGGCACCAAGCCGGGAAAGUGGAGCAGCCCCCACGUCACCAGGGCCCCCUUAACUGUGCUGCAGACUAGGGCUCCGGGGAACACCACAUGUGAGGAAGGACGCCUGCUUUCUCCCAAAACACGCGCACUUGCAUGCACACACACGCUCACACAGCAGCAGGGUCCCGAGCUGGGCCAGCGCCAGGGCUGUGGGCCUGCGGGGCUCCCCGAGCUCCGAACAAACACGCCCUCAGCUCCCACCUCCCACGUGCUCGAGGCUGCUCAGAGCAGGCCCAGCCUCCCCGGACCUGCGUUCUGGUCACCACAGUGGACAAAGACCCAUAUGAGCCUGUGCCACCCCAUCUCCACCUGACACCCCACCUCUGCCCAGGACUCGCAGCUUCAGCCAUGGGGCUGCAGGAUGGGCGAAGCUGGGGCUGCUCCUGUCACCUGCGCUUUCCCUGACAAAGCAGAACCGAGCCAGGGGGGCCUCAGUUGCCCUCUGGGCUCCGGGUGGGCCAGGGUCCCUCUGCCCUGGAGAGUGACCCGUGAGCAGAGGCCGAGUCCCCGUCAGCGGGGCCCUUUCCCUGUGUCCGCCCCAGCCGCUCUGUUUACCCUGCGUGCUGGCCCACUGCGCCCCACAUCGAUCCUACUCGGCUGCCCUUCUUUCCCUCCAAUCUCCCUGUUAGUUCAGCCCCAGAAACCCCUUAUCACCGCCGGAUGCCGGGCCUUGGCCGCCUGGCCUAAUAGACUCCCCAUAAAUUGAUUUGCCCUGCCCCAGCGAAACUGAGUUGGCCCUGCCCGUCAGCAGCAGUGAUUCCUGGAAGGGACCAUAAAUCACACUGUGUGUCCCCAGGGAGCGCAGGUCCUGCACUGGGGACACUGGAUUGGUGUGGAGGAGUCCAGGAGGGAGGAAGCCAGGGAGAGGGCUCUGUGGACCUCAGGAGCUGACCUCUCCCAGGUCCUGUCUUGGGGUGGCCACAGGGCCCCAGAGGUUCCCCCAACACUGGACACACUACUGGGAAAGAUGCUGUCCUGCACCCUAGUGGAGGUCAGCCUUGCGGGCUCUGAGGAUCUGAGGAGAAGGAGAGAGAGAACCUCAGGUCUCCUCCCCGGCUGCAGGUGUGUUUCCCGGGCCCAGCUCAUCCUCGGUGGCCUCUCUGUGACCUGCCACAGCCGUCCCGCCUGCAGUGCACAGGACAGAGCUGCCCCAGGCCAAGGGAGCCUACUGCCCGGGCCGGCUGGGCUGCACAGCACACUUCUGCACAGGGAAUGUGGCAACUCCUCAGAAGUUCAGCAUAGGCCAAGGUCCUGACUUCUCCAUUCCUGGAACCAAAUUUUUUAAAAGUUCAGCACAAAGGGGCCAGAGGGAGCAGCCACCUGCGCCCAGGUAGAGAUGGAGAGAGGUGGGAACAGGUGUGCACGUAAGAAGCCACACACGAGUAAGAACCACACACACGCGCAUCAGAGCAGGGUCACUCGUGAAGGCAGGAAGUGAAAACCACACCGUCUGCCAACUGGGUGUCCCUCAGGUAAAGCCGAGGGGGCGCGUCCAUCCUGUGAAAUAUUACUUGUCCAUGAAAUGGAGUUCUCACACAGGUACGUGUGAAUGGGACCUGCAGACCCCACGCACAGUGACAGCAGCCAGACGCCCAGGGCUAUGUGCUAUGUGGUCCUCUCAUUGCAGGAAAUGUGCCAGGUAGCGGAAUCCAUGGAGCCAGAGAGCAGAUUAGCAGUGGUCACAGGCUGCAGGGGUCUGGCUUGGGACACAGGGUGACAGCUAUCGGCUGAGGCUUGUCCUAGACGAUGAAAAUGGACUGUGGAUGUGGUCAUACCGCUGUGUGAGGACAGUACAAACCAGAAUUGCACACUUAGGUGUGGGAAUGGCUGAGCGGGAGAAUUCAUUCCAGGACCACUCUCGCACACCCCCAGGAGCGGGGAGGGGAAGAGAGAGGCAGCCUCGGUUCCCAUGAGCCCUGGUGCUUGUAUGCAUCUUUCCAUCCCAGUGUGUCGCCCCCUGGACCUGAUCCGCAGAAAGCCGGUGCCCAGGUUAUCAGGGCACCAGCGACGCUGCCCUGAGCUUUCCUGUUUACUCUCCUGAUCUGUCACCGUGCUCCUCCUCGGCUCUCAGGCGGCAGCUUGCUGCUCCUGGCUCGUCCUGUAGUCAAGGCAACCGAGGAGACGUCCACUCACACCCUCUGGGGUGGGAAGUCUUCCCAGGUGGGGGCCCAAGCAGAGUGGCGCCAGCAGAUUCAGCCCGGGGCCCCCCACCCGUUGUGAGGGCAGAGGGGCCAUACAUGGGCUGGGGUGCCCCCGGCAGUUCCCAUUGAGGGCCCCCGCUGCCUGGGGUGGCCGUGAAGAAAGGCCGGGUGCAGACGCCACCUGUUUGCUCUGGGCACUUGAUGAGGCCAGGCUGAGCCACUGUUCAAACAGACUCCCGCUCCGGGCCCCUGUGCCUGCUGGGGGGUGCCUGGGCGCCAGCUCCCACCUCUCCCCAAAGCUAGCCCAUGGCCCAGGCCUGUCCCCAGAGUGCCAUGCCCCGCGCUGGGCUCUGUGGCGGCCGCGUGCUGCCCCUGCUGCUGGCCUACAUCUGCUACCUGCUGCUCGGGGCCACCGUCUUCUGGCUGCUGGAGAAGCCAGCGGAGACCGAGUCCAGGGACCAGUUUCAGCUGGAGAAGCUGCACUUCCUGGGGAACUACACGUGCCUGGACCGGUGGGCCCUGGAGCAGUUUCUGCAGGUCAUCUUGGAAGCCUGGGUGAAAGGCGUGAACCCCCAAGGCAACUCCACCAACCCCAGCAACUGGGACUUCGGCAGCAGCUUCUUCUUUGCGGGCACGGUGGUCACCACCAUAGGAUACGGGAACCUGGCGCCCAGCACCAAGGCCGGCCGUGCCUUCUGUGUCUUCUAUGCCCUGGUGGGCAUCCCGCUCAACGUGGUGUUCCUCAACAGCCUGGGCAGGGGGCUGUGCACCCAACUGGCCACCCCGGAGAAGUGGAAGGAAUGGCCCCUGCGCUCCCAGCUCCUGCAGGUCCUGGGCCUGGGCCUGGGCCUGACCCUGGGGUCCCUGGCCAUCCUCGUCUUCCCGCCCAUGGCCUUCAGCCACGUGGAGGGCUGGAGCCUCAGCGAGGGCUUGUACUUCACCUUCAUCACUCUCAGCACCAUCGGCUUCGGGGACUACGUUGUGGGCAGGGACCCCAGCAAGCUCUAUGUCUCGGAGUACCGGAGUCUGGCCGCCCUCUGGAUCCUCCUGGCCCUGGCAUGGCUGGCGCUGCUCUUCUCCCUGGGCCCCGUGCUUCUGCACAGGUGCUCAAGACUCUGGCUGCUGGUCAGGGGCCGUGGCCUCCAGGAAGGGCCAGCCCCUGACCCCGCAGAGCUCCCCAGGCCUCCGAAGAGCCCCAUCUCUGCAUGAGGCUCUCCACUGGCCCAACAGACCCCCAGCCUCUCCAGCCCAGGCCAUCUGCCCUUGGGGUUUCCCCCUCCCAACUACCUGCUCCCCCGCUCCCGGAGCUCUGCAGAUGGGGCAGCGGGGAGCUGCAGGGACAGGGUCAGGCCAGGCGUGGUUUGACCUGCACCUGCUCCCAGAGUCCCUGCCCUCAGAAGUGACAUGGAAAAGUCACCGGGACUGGAUCCCUGUGGCCAGAGCCCCCUCCCCCACCCGGCACCUUAGACAGACAAAGGUGGUGGUUGCUGUCUUGCUGUCGAGGUGCACAGCAUGCAUCUGCCAAGACCCCCUAUGUGCCAGGUGCAGUGCCAGGUCUGGGGAUGCAGUGGGGCGCAUCCUGUCCUCCAUGAGCCUGCAGAGGGCAGUGGGACCCAGACAAAGCACCUUGGCAGCCUAGAGGGGCCUGUGCCUCAGUUACUCUGCUCCCAUCACUGAGACAAAGUACUCAACACCCAAAAUUAAAAAGGCAAAGCGUUGGUUAUUCAACUCACAGUUUGUGGAGGUUUCAGUUUAUAAUCUGCUGGGUCCAAAGCAGGGUGGCUCAUGGCACAGGGCUACAGUUCAUGGUGACACAAAGCAGCAAAAGCAACCACAGCAAAAAGGGAGAAGGAACAAGCAAGCCUCUUCCCUUCCCUUCCAUCAUAUGUGGGCUCCCGGCCCUAGGACACACCCAUGUGCCCCACUCACACCCAUGAUCCCAGCACUAGACAAUGAAUGCAUCACAAACUAGAUGUCCGCACCAUGACUACAUGAGGCUUUGGGAGGACAUCCAGACACAAACAUUAACAGGCUGGAAGCGAAGACUUGAACAAGAGUCCAUGGUAAAUGCAGUGCUGAGUCCAGAAUCUUCGGACACCAGGAAUCUUACCCGGAAUCUUCGGACACCAGGGGCUGAGCGUACAGCUGCAGCUUCAGACAUGGGGAAGGGCUAAAAGCAGGUGUGGAUGAAGGACACAAAGGUCACUGAUGGUCCCAAACAAAUGUGGCUUGGUUCUGAUCCACCUGCUGGCUCCUUAAAGACCGGUCUCUGAGAGCUCACCCUACUUCACCUAGGGAGAAACACUGCCAGGCUAAGAGCUGCUACCCUGACAGAAUUUAACCUCUCAUUGGCUCUCUGUUGGCAUGAGAAGUUACCAAAGGCUGAAGGGAGGGAGAAAUGGGAGAGAUUACUUAGUUUGUUGGGGGGAAAUAAAAAUGUCCUUGCAUCAGUGAUAAUGGUUGCAUAAUUCAUGACUGUAAGAAAACUUCAAAUAGUGAACUUUAUCUUACGUGAAUUUUAUGCCAGUUUUUAAGAGAAAAAAAGGCUCAAAUUUGCUGGUACAGCUGAGCACUUGAGAGGAGACCAUACACAGCUCCGCCCAAGAAACAUUUCCAUGGCCGGCGCAGGCAGCAGAGGCCUCCAACAUGCCUCCUCUCCUCCUGAUCAGGGCGGGCUCCUCUGCUCAGCAACCUUCUCCCAUUGGCUGUGCCCCUGCCACUCUGAGGACAGGGCCUCCCAGGCACUGCAGCAAGGGCAGGCGGAGACAAGCGGUUUUGUUUUUUGUUUUUGUUUUUGUUUUUUUGUGUUUUUUGUAAACUUCCAGUUAGGGAUGCAGCCCCACAAGCCUGCUUCUCACAUUUCUGCCUUGGAACAGGGCCAUGGUUGGAGAGAAAGGACAGCGGCUGGCACUGGGGCGUCUGGCUUGCAGCCCCAGCUUCUGCCCAUGUCCUUCCCAGGUAACCCUGGGUCACAGGUGUCUGGACCCAGAGGCGUGGCCCACCCUUCAGGCGGCUCCCGAACAAUAUUGAUACAAAAUGCAUGACCAGACCAAAUGGAGACACAGAGGAGCUUUAGAAGACAAUUUUAUUACACUAGCAGGCUGAUGGGAACCUCAGUUUUCCAAUCAUUUAUGUAUGUUUCCAAAAGAAAGUACAAAAAGACAGAUAGCAUAACAUCCUAUGGUUACACGUGGCUUUGUCAUUUAAUUGCUAGGCCGAAUUCACUCUCGUAUGACACAGAGGAAGAAUCCAUCAUUGUCUGAGACGAGCAGAGAUGGCCUUGCAGGGACAACUCCGGGACACGGAAGGGAUUCACCUCGAAAUUGCCAGGCAAGCACUUAGACCACUGAGCUAAAUCCCAGGACCCCCUACAACGUUUCUUAAAUCUAUGCCAAAAUCAUAUGGCAAAGCUCUGUCUCACGACCCCAUCCUCAAGGGCACUGCUCUCCCCUCCAGCAGCCCCUAUGGCAGUUGGCCUCUCCAAAGGUGGAAAGUUCUGGAAGCACUAGGUAGGCGGAGUGGGGCGGAAUCAUAGCUUCUGAUUGGCUGCAGGGGUGUGCGUGGCAGGCGGGAGCAGGGCCUCUGAUUGGCGGCGGGUGGACGUGUCGAUGUGGGCGUGGCUAACGUCCAAGGCGCCCUGGGCGGUUAUUCUUGUGUCAUUCUCACCUUGAUGCCCCAACGUGAUACACCCCUCCCUGGGCGCCAGGAGAUGGGGCGACCUAGAAAGCAUGGCCACCACCCGCAUCGCUCCUGGGACAUCCGUGGAGCAGCGCGGUGCCCUCGGAGGCCGGGCCCUGCUGUCACGGCGUCUUAAUCUGUGUUCCCCAGAGGCUCAUGAGACAAGCUGCUGCCCGCCCGUAGCUCGCCGUCGCACUGCGUGGAGGCCCGGAAGCUGCCGUCUGCGGAGGCUCCGUGCGGCGCCUCCACGGUCCCCCCAGCCCCCGCUCCUCUCCACGCUGAGGCCUCGCCAUUUACCAUCAGCUUGGAAACCGGGCCCUUCGUGAGGCGCUUGCUGCCUUUCCUGUUCCUUCGGGCUCCGCGCGGCCUUCACCAAGGAGGUCAGCGGGUGGGAGCCCGGCCGGCCACCCCGGCUCCCCCGCGUGGCGCCCCUCCCCAGCGCUGCUGCAGCCGGGCUGAAUAAAGGCUGCUCCGCGA
This is a messenger RNA of Cavia porcellus (domestic guinea pig), 7274 nucleotides long. Its product is annotated as potassium channel subfamily K member 16. The coding region runs from base 3426 to 4328 and encodes 300 amino acids. NCBI's taxonomy places the organism in Eukaryota, Metazoa, Chordata, Mammalia, Rodentia, Caviidae. The record is from RefSeq and is a predicted model, not a curated record. Gene Ontology annotation, molecular function: potassium ion leak channel activity; outward rectifier potassium channel activity. Gene Ontology annotation, cellular component: plasma membrane. Gene Ontology annotation, biological process: potassium ion transmembrane transport; stabilization of membrane potential. The transcript is spliced from 7 exons.